Molecule: messenger RNA, 9054 nt
Organism: Zootermopsis nevadensis
Lineage: Eukaryota; Metazoa; Arthropoda; Insecta; Blattodea; Termopsidae
Gene: Myo31DF
Product: Unconventional myosin ID
Biological process (GO): actin filament organization; actin filament-based movement; endocytosis
Cellular component (GO): cytoplasm; myosin complex; microvillus
Molecular function (GO): actin filament binding; ATP binding; microfilament motor activity
Source: RefSeq, a predicted model, not a curated record
ACUCUUAUUCCCACGUGCUUUUGUUGACGCUACUUCAACGUUAACAACAUUACAACAUCUGAGCACGCCCAGUGAAUCACACUUCACUUACCACCAACCGCUUAGUCUUCUUGUGCUCAGAUAACCAGUAGGUCACAGUGUGGUGCGGUGACAUAAUGGCGGCACAAGAUGAGGUUGGAAUUGUUGAUUUCGUCCUCUUGGAUGAAAUUACGCUUGACAAGUUUAUGGAUAAUCUCCGAAAGAGGUUCAAAGGAGGAAAAAUUUACACAUAUAUUGGAGAAGUAUGUGUUUCUGUGAAUCCAUACCGCACAAUGAAUAUCUAUGGCCCUGAACAUGUGUCUCAAUACAAAGGUAGAGAAUUAUUUGAAAAUCCGCCUCACAUUUUUGCUAUUGCUGAUGCUGCUCAUAAAGAGAUGAAACAGCAAGGUCGUGAUACAUGUAUAGUCAUCAGUGGUGAAUCAGGAAGUGGAAAGACGGAAGCUUCCAAGAUUAUAAUGAAAUAUAUUGCUGCAGUCACCAAUGUAGGUGGACGACAAGAAGUUGAGAGAGUAAAGAAUGUCCUUCUUCAGUCAAAUGCAAUUCUGGAAGCAUUUGGCAAUGCAAAAACUAACCGUAAUGACAACUCAUCUCGGUUUGGCAAGUACAUGGACAUAAACUUUGAUUUCAAAGGUGAUCCUAUUGGAGGUCAUAUUAACAAUUACCUUCUUGAAAAAUCUCGCGUAAUCUUGCAGCAGAUUGGGGAACGGAAUUUUCACUCAUUUUACCAGCUGUUGAGAGGCUUGACUGAGUCUGAAUUGAAAGCCUAUCAGUUGUCUCGUGACCCAGAUGCCUAUUUCUAUACCCAGCAAGGGAAAUCAUCCAAAGUGAAUACCAUUAAUGAUGGGUCAGACUACAAGGCUACAAAUUCUGCUUUUAAGACACUAGGCUUCUCGAGUUCAGAAAUAAGCACAGUAUGGAAUACUGUAGCUGCCAUUCUCCACUUGGGAAAUGUGACAUUCAAGAGCCAGGAAGAGUCUACUAAACCAGCAGACAUCAAUGUUGUGAACAAGGCAGCAACCAUGUUCAGUGUAACUUCAGGAGAACUUAGCAAAGCAUUGAGUGAACGAGUAAUUGCAGCCCGUGGUGAAGUUAUGAAAAAAAUGCAUACAUUACAUGAGGCAGAGUAUGGAAGGGAUGCUCUGGCUAAGGCUGUGUAUGACAGACUCUUCACAUGGAUUGUUGGGAAAAUUAAUGCUGCUUUGAAUGUGCAAGGUGAAUUAGGAAAGAAGUCAUACAUGGGAACAGUAAUUGGAGUUCUGGAUAUUUAUGGCUUUGAAAUCUUUGAUGCCAAUAGCUUUGAACAAUUCUGUAUAAAUUACUGUAAUGAGAAACUACAACAGCUUUUCAUUGAGCUUGUACUGAAACAAGAACAAGAGGAAUACCGUCGUGAGGGCAUUGAGUGGAAAAAUGUUGAUUUCUUCAACAACCAAAUCAUCUGUGACUUGGUGGAACAGCCUCACAAGGGUGUCCUUGCAAUUUUGGAUGAGGCUUGCCUAAAUGUUGGAAAGGUUACUGAUGAGAUGUUGCUUGAAGCCAUGGACAAGAAGUUGGCUGGUCAUAAACAUUACACAAGCAGACAGCUGAGUCCCAUGGACAAAGAACUGAAACACAAAGAAGAAUUUAGAAUCAGACACUAUGCAGGAGAUGUAGUGUACAAUAUCGAUGGAUUCUUGGAUAAAAACAAGGAUACAUUAUUUCAAGACUUCAAACGCCUUUUACACAAUUCAUCAAACAAAAUCAUCAGUGACAUGUGGCCAGAAGGUGCCAUGGACAUUACUAAGACAACAAAGCGUCCUCUGACAGCAGGAACAUUGUUCCGCAGUUCAAUGAUCAAUCUAGUCAAGACCCUGACCAGCAAGGAGCCAUUCUAUGUGCGUUGCAUCAAACCAAAUGAAGUGAAAUCUCCUUCAUUGUUUGAUGAAGAAAGAGUCAAACAUCAGGUGUGCUACCUUGGACUAGUCGAGAAUGUUCGAGUCAGGAGAGCCGGAUUUGCUUACCGACAACGCUAUGACAAAUUCCUAAAAAGAUAUAAGAUGAUAUCCCAGUUCACAUGGCCCAACUUCAGAGCAGGGUCGGAUAAAGAUGGGACUCGUGUGCUGAUUGAAGAACGAGAAUUUGCACAUGACGUCAAGUAUGGAAAUACAAAAAUUUUCAUUCGUUCCCCUGCAACACUGUUUGCUUUAGAAACGGCUCGCAGUGAAUUAAUCCCUGGUAUUGUAAUACUGCUGCAAAAGUUGUGGCGAGGCACUUUGUGUCGCAUACAGUACAAGAAGAUGAAAGCUGCUCUAUAUAUAAUGAACUACUAUCGGCAUGCCAAGAUCCGAAAAUACCUAGAACAGUUGCAUUAUGCCUUCAGAGAUGUGAAGAAAAUGCAUGACUAUGGCAAGAGUGUGACCUGGCCAGCACCUCCACUCUCCGUUCGUCCUGUGGUGGGUACUUUGCGAGCUGUUCAUGCUCGCUGGAGAGCCUGGAUGAUUCUCCGUGCUGUGCCACGUGCAGAGUGGCCUCAGCUUAGACUGAAGAUGUGUGCAGCAUCAGCUUUGAAAGGAAAGCGAGGAGCAUGGGGCCAGAACAGAAAGUGGGAAGGGAAUUACCUGGCUCUUCCACAUUACAACCACAACAGUGAAGCGUUUAUUGCCAGCAUAAACAAUCUCUGCAAUGCUGACAAGUUCCAAAUGGUUUUGUUUUCAUCAUACAUCCAGAAAACAAAUCGAUUUAAUAAGUGUGCAGAUCGAGCCCUUUUAAUCACUGACAGCAAUAUCUACAAGCUGGAAACAAAGAAAUUCAAAGCCAUGAGGAAAGGUUCGCCCAUUCAAGAGGUAACAGGACUGAGUUUGAGCCCAGGAAGAGAUCAGCUCUUGGUGAUUCACUCAAACAAGGGUAAUGAUCUAGUAGUGGCCCUGAACACUGAACCAUCGCAUGAGGACCGAGUCGGAGAAUUGGUUGGAAUUUUGUGCAAUCGUUACCAACAGUUGCGUAACAUGGAGCUGAAAGUGACAGUUGGCAGUCAGUUUCAGUGCAUGCUAGGUAACAAGAGCAGACCACUCCAUGUGGAGGUAUCACCGGCAGCACAGGUGGCAAACUUCCGACCUGGAAAUGGGACAACCAUUGUGUAUGCUGUUCCAACAAGCUAUGCUUUAGGUGGCACUGGUGACCAGAAUGGUCAACAGUACAACCACAAAAUUGGAUGGAAGGCAUAAAAUGAAGUUUCAGUGUCCAGUGACAGGUGGUUACCAGCAUUCCUGUGAAACAUUGGUAACUGCCUGCAUAGUUAUUUUGUGUCGCAGUCCAGAAGACACCAUUUUACAUGUCUACUGCUGUGAGAACCUCAGAUCUCAUAUGAUUUGUUGUUUUAAAUGUUCAUAUUGUACAUUUAAAUUUUGGUUUAUAUUGUAUGGAUUUUACAAGCAUAAGACUUUCAAAAGAUAGUAGUUCAAGUGAUGUACUGGCAAGAGAAUCAUCGGUAAAUUAGGAAGAUUAUAUUUCAUAAUUUACUGUAUCUCCAAUAAUAUGUAACUUUUUAUUAAAUAUAAUAUUCUAAAAAUGUGUUAAUAAUUCACAGUGGAUCUUAAGUUCAAGAAAUAUAUAUUUAAAGCAUUUAAUCAUUUAAAUAUAUAUAAUCUUACUGCAGUUUAUUUUUAUACAUUUUAUGUUGUUUUGGCAGUUAUUUUAGCACUUCUAUUGAUGUUAAAUUAUGAAUUUUGUCUGCCUGAAACAGAUACAUCUGAUCCACUGAUGGGCAUUAGUGAGUACAAAUUGGCCAUCAUUAUUCUAGAUGAUUUUGGCUGCUUCAAAACAAUUUUAAUUUGGGGAGUACUGUUCUCCUAGGUUUUGUAUAAUAAAUGGUAUGAUAUUUGAAGUGAAAUGGAAAUCAUGUUUAGGUACUAGGUGUAAUCUGAAUGGUAACUGGCACUUUCUGGUCAGUCUACUGAAGAAAAUGAAACUUAAAUUGUUCACUGUAAUGAAUGCAUUUUAAAGAUUGAUGUCAUAGCUAAGUUGUCCAUAGAUAUGCAACACUCUCAAACCUUGUUUAUCUGAAGCUCUCCAGAGACUUGUAGAAUGGUGACUAAAGGAUGGAUUUGAUGAGAAACAUUGUUUAUUGACAAAAUUGUAAGGACUGAACUGAAUGUUAUGUUUAGUAUAAUAAUAUUUUGUUGUAAAUGAAAAUAAAUGCAAGUGUUGUUUCUAUCUUGUAUCAUUCGAGACGUCAUGAUCAACAAGAAUUAUGGCACUCCAUGCAGACACAUUGUUUAGAUCAUAUGGUGAAAGCAUAUUAUUAAAAGUUAAUAGCAUUUAUGUUUUUUAGUCAUUGAACAGAAGUGAUGGAAAUAUUUAAAUUUUUUCAAAGGUCAUCUUCAUCAGAAUCUGUUUGUCAUCAUCAGAAGCAGCAUCAUAAUCAUUAUUAUUACUAUUAUAUGUCUUUUGGUGAACCUACACUUUUAUUGAUAUUUUGUUGAUGCUGUAUAUUUAGAAUUGUAAUUAUCCACAGAGAAAGCCUUUAUCUAUUGAUACAGAGUGUUGAAAAAGAAUAGUUUAUUUACUGGUGUUUUACCACUUGAAGUUACAAGAAAAAGGAAAGUAUCCAGAGUUAAAGUUUCUGUGGGCAAAGAGCAAGUAACAUGAAACACUUAACUGAGUAUAAUAUUUCUAAAGCUCAAUCUGCAUUCAGCAUUUCCAAAAACAAAAAAAAACUCGGGGAUUGCGAGAAUAAGUUGUCAGAUGAUUUGAUGCUAUUUUAAGUGUUGGUGUAAUGUUGAAAUGAAAUAGUGUAAGAAUGCACCGUUAUUGUUUUAUCAUGUAUUUUAAGAUGUCUGCCUUGUAAGAGAAGUCUGUGAUUAAGAAUCAAGGAGAAAAUAGUUAAGUGUGUGCACUGAAUGUGCUGUGUCUACAGAACUGCUUUUUUGGUGACUGUAUAUAGCCACUAGAUAAGUUUAUAAUAUAAUUUAAACUAUCGUCCAUAAAAUUAUGAAUUUCAGGUAUACAAGUGCUUGCGCAUUUUUAGAAGGAAGGGUAUACAAUUUUGACAAACUUAGUAUUGGGCAAUUAUGCCUUGACCCUUGACCAUUGACCCUUUAGAGCCGAAUGGUAACUAUAUGUACCACCUACCUUAAUAAUCUGCAAAUAUAUUUCCUACAGUGUAUUUAUAGCUUUUUUAUGAUUCUUAAGAGUAAACAGUAAUUGUUAACUAAAACAGCAUUAGCCGAUUGAUCUUUGUAAUGGAGAUGUUACAUUUUAUUUGAGGUACGAACUGAAUUUUUAAACAUUAUUUUGAUGAGCUUUGGCUUAAUAGGGUUAAGUGUCGCCAGUACAUAAUAAAUAAAUAUUCUUUAUUUCUAGUUUCAAGCGUGUAUUAGAAUUUAAGUUUUUUUAUAGUUCUGAAUUUUUUUGUGCUAAAGAAACUUCAUUAAUUAAUGAAAAUAAGACAAGUGGAAAUACUGUACUGUUCCAUAUAAGAAAACAUUUGGAAUUGAAUAGGGAUUUCUGCUUUAGUGUGUGUGUGUAUAUAUGUUUGACUCAGUUCUGUGACAGCCAUACCAUUGUUUGCAGUGUUGAUGUAAAGUCUCACUGAAAGAAAAGUUAUGUUUAAAUCCAACACAAAAUAAAAUUGCUUAAAAUCAUCUUACUCCAGUAUUAGCCAUAAAGAAAUUAUUUGGAAAUCUACAGUUGUUUGCCAAUUCACUGACUACAUUCAUUGCCAAUUAUGAACUCUGUUCCAUUUUGUCUUCUCCUCUGCACCCCCAGUUUACAGUUUGUCUUUCUUUCAUUGGAUUUAUUUUGGCAGUCUUUCACCAUAGACCGCUGUAUUGCUAGCAUAUUCUUGCAAACUAACUCUUUAACACAGAUAGGUUAUUGCUUUUGUGUCACAGAACAAAUCAUUGAAUGAGAUAUUCUCAAACUUCAGUUUUAACAUUCAGGUUUGUUAACAACAUGGCGUGAAUGAAUUAAUCAGAACAGAAGGAAAUUUGUGCUUAAAUUAUAUUAACUCUCAUUGCAGUCAUAUUUAUUCUGAAACAGUUUAUAAAUCCAUUCCAGAAUUUUGCAGCUUAUUGUGUUCACUUUACAUUCCUUUGUAUCUUGCAAUGGUGUACAGGUUACUGUAAGAAUAUUUGUUGAAAUUAAUGUUUCCUGUAUAAUGUAGAAAAUGAUUUAGUGACACAUCACUGUUUUCAGGAGAAAUUGGCACUGUCUGUGACAAAGAAUUUAAAUUAUUGUUUUAGAAAAUAAAGGUAUCUGUAAUCAUGUGUGCAAUAUGUGUCAUAUGAAAGGGAAAAGAUACUUUUCUUUUAAUCAGCAGUCAGUUGUGCCAUAAUGUGAUCCAUACCCCUGGAACUGUAAGUAAUUUGAGGUGCUCCAAUAUUGUAUUUUAUAAAAUCAGUUUACAGAACAUGAAAUUUUUAUCCAAAUCUGAACUUAAAUCUUAUAUUUUUGUAGUUAUAUGUAUAAAUAUUAUAGUGAGUGAAGUUAUGGAACUUUGUUACAUUUAGUCACUAAUUUUAAUGCACUCUUUUAGUAAGAUUUCCAGUACUUAUAACACUUGAAUGUAAACAGGAGAUUGUUGUAUGAUUAAAUGUAUGUGUAUAUAAUUGUUACUUUAAUUAUGUGUGCCAUUUUAACACAGUUUGCACUAUAUUUUAUUUUGUGUGCAUGUGAAGGUUUGUGUAAUGUCCACUUUGUAACCUAAAGCUUCUUGAAAAACACUGAAUUUUCACUCAUUAACUGUUACCGCAUUUGACAUGGACACAUUUCUUUGGACAGUAAACGUUAACCCUUGUGGCAUAUCUGGUCCCACUAUCAGACUUACGUUGCCUGUCCUUCUCGGCAUUUUAAUGGGGGCAUGACUUUGAUGACAUUGAUAUUGAUACAUUUUCAUUACUGCCUUAUCAUCUUUUGGAAAUGAUGAUAAUCAUAGAAGACAUGGAAUUUCAGUGUAAUGUUCUUUCUCAAAUUACUAUUAUUUAUGUUCCAUUUGUAUUGUGUAUUUGACCAAGUUAUGUUCCCAACAUGGUGUUCAUAUUGAUGUGAUACCAUUUCAUUUUGACCAUAAUAAAAGUUGAGCUGGUGUUAUUUUAUAAGUCUGAAUAAGUAUGACAGCAAAGAUUUAGUAACUUACAGAUAUAAUAAUCAAAUACAUAACUAAUUACAGAAUCUGUUGUGCAACAGACACUGUAUGAAGAUCCUGUUUUAUGUAUUUAUAUUUCAGAUCACUUAACUAAAAAAGCAUUAAUGUAGAAAUAAUAUGUGAUUUGUCAUUCUUAUCUUUAGCAUUUAUCAGCCAUCUGUCACACCUUACACAUGUUCUAGCAGGUGUGUUGUGCAGUAGCAUAUCACUAACCCAUUUAACCCUGGAGUUAAAGUCUUGCUGGUAGCCCAUAGUACGGGGAUUUAAAUCCCAUAUUCUUAUGUGAUAAACAUUAAAAUUAUACCAUGUUGUCUUCUGAAGGUGUUAGAAAAUAAAGGAUGUUUAAUAAUUCUGUCUGCAUUAUAGUCAUAGGCUAAGACAUCAGGGACACUUCAUGAGAGUUUUGAUUUUUGUUUUUACAUUCAGUAAGAACAAAUGACAAAUUUUUAUCAUAGAAGUUUAGUAACCACUCCUCUAGUGUGUAAGUAACAUUACAUCCAAAGAAUUUGUUAGUCUUGGUAUUUUGGUUUGUAACAAUGUGUGAAAUUGUAUGUAGAGACCAUCGGUUCAGAGGAACAUGCUGCCUUCAUCUCCAAGUGGCAUUACAACCCAGAAGACCAGCUUAAACAUCUUCACCACCACUAGUACCACAAAUCUCAAUAAUAUGAUAACUUAUUUUAAAGUAAAUAAAGUUUGUUAUUAUAUAUCACAGUUGUGCAUUCAAAUAGUUUGACAGUGCUGUUACAAGCAAUCAUAUAUUGUAGUGUAAGGGUUACAGCUCCAUUGUGUCUGAAUUAAAUAUGUGCAACAAUGUAUGGUUUAGACUUUCAUCUAAAUAAUCAAGUACUUAAUGCGGUUUGUUUAGUAUGUGUCAGUAUUUGUUGUAUACUUCAUAUGUAAAGUAUUUGAGAUGGACUGUUAUCUUCUUUAAUCAUGUUUCCAUAGACUUCUUUACAAAUUUUACUGCACAUUAAACAUGCAAUAGUGUGUAAUCAUUUUCUAAAGGUGUACAAUUUUUUUUUUGGUACUAAAUUUGUAUAGUCUUAAAUUGUAUUAUUUGCCUCUUUUACAUAUAGUGCUUAAGAAUUUAAUAUAAUGUCAAAUAUUUUUUCUUUGUUUAGAUUUUACACAUAACAUAAAAUGUAAAUCACAGUUCAAGUUGAAAAUUGGGAAUUUAUGUUUGUAUUUUUGUACACUAAAUUAUACAAACAGAACCUAUAAAUACUAGUUAAGUAUUAUGUAUACACUGUCCAUACAUUCACCUGUUCUUGGCAGAAUUCAUAACAUUUUAUUUUAUGAUAUCAGUGGCUAUAAUGCUGCCAAAUUAUAUAAUGAUAAAAAUAGUGCUCACAAUUGAUGUUUGCAUUAUGAAAAAUAGAUUUGAUCUGUUUUGUAGGAAGUUGUACUGAUAUAUGUUAGUUGCUCAGUAUUUUCAGCUAUAUAAAUAACCAUUUAUUUAAAGUCCAUACUUGCAGUGAAUUUAAUCAAAUAUAAUUGUUUUUUAUUAGACUUGGUACAUCAUGUCUGUCAUAGCUCUAUAUUUCACUUAUUUUAAUAGAUGUUUCAGUGAUUUAUGUACUUACAUUUCCAUGAGUAUGUAACUUAGAACAAAUAAUUACUUACAGCAGAAAAAUGUAUGAUAAUAGUUUGUAGUAUAUUCAGUAAGGACUUCUCUAUGAAUAACUGUGAUAAAAUAGGAAAUAGAGAAAUUGUGCCUUAACAAAUAUAUGCUUUGAAGUAGAGUGAUGGAUUUGAAUACUGUUUGUGUAAAGUGUGAUAUAGUUAGUUAUUUAAAAAAAUUAUUUGUGCCGAGAAUUAAAAGUAAAACCUCUUUGUCAUUUUGUGUAUGCACUUAAAAUGUUAUUUCCACAUGAAAAUACAGGAACUUGAAAUUA